Lachancea thermotolerans CBS 6340 is the source of this 690-nucleotide messenger RNA. It is a transcript of the gene MND1, whose product is annotated as Mnd1p. Gene Ontology annotation, biological process: reciprocal meiotic recombination. The transcript is spliced from 2 exons. Bases 1 to 690 code for a protein of 229 amino acids. NCBI's taxonomy places the organism in Eukaryota, Fungi, Ascomycota, Saccharomycetes, Saccharomycetales, Saccharomycetaceae. Gene Ontology annotation, molecular function: double-stranded DNA binding. The record is from RefSeq and is a predicted model, not a curated record.
AUGCCAUCAGUGCCUCCGCCCAAGAGAACAACGAUCUCAUUGGCUCAAAAAAAGUCCAGCAUUCUGGAGUUCUUCCAAUGUGAGCACUCUGUGUAUAACAUCAAAGAACUGGAAAAGCUCAUACCCAAGAAAUGCAGUGGCGUCGCAUCUAUGCUCGUCAAAGAUCUUAUACAACAAAUGAUCGAUGAAGACGGUAUAAUAUCAGUGGAAAAGUGUGGCAAUACCAAUAUUUACUGGUGCUUCAGGAACCAGAUCAUCACGAAAAUGAGUCGCGAGAUUGACAUGCUAAACCAGCGUAUUGAGGCAGCCAAACUCGAGAUAUCGCAGACCAAGAUGGCGCUCGACGUCAGCACAAAGUCGUCACGAAAGGAGAGCUUUGAGGUCGAUGGUGCUGUAUUCUCCAGAGCAGAAAAGUUAGAGGAACUUGAGUCUCUUGACAAAGCAGUGAAGCACUCUCGAAGCGUCUACGACCAAAAAUCAGAACAUACGUGGGACCAGGCUAAGAUCAACGCGAAGACAGAAGCGCUUUCAGCUCAGGUAGCCAAACUUGAUACUGUCACCGACAACAUCGAGCUCAUCGUGUCGUUUCUUUGCAGGCGAUUCCUGAUGGAUAAAAGAAGCCUUCAAUCAGAACUAGGAAUUCCCGAAGAGUUUUUAGAAUUUACAAAUAUGCCGCAAACCUCCAAAUGA